Messenger RNA from Patiria miniata (bat star), 3847 nucleotides. RefSeq lists its product as uncharacterized. Lineage: Eukaryota; Metazoa; Echinodermata; Asteroidea; Valvatida; Asterinidae. The record is from RefSeq and is a predicted model, not a curated record. Gene Ontology annotation, cellular component: extracellular matrix. The transcript has 16 exons. Bases 41 to 3178 code for a protein of 1045 amino acids. Gene Ontology annotation, molecular function: protein binding.
UAUUGCAGAGAAGAAUCUACUUCAAGACAUCAAGCCAAUAAUGAGGAACUGCAUGAAAGUACACUAUGCUGAUUUUAGAAACAACAGUCUGCAAGUCAUCGAGACAGAUACUUUCAAAAGAUGCACUAACCUGUUGGAUCUAGUCUUGGAUGAAAACAAAAUAUCGCAAGUACAACCUGGAGGGUUUGCGGGACUACGAAGUAUAAACAAUUUAAACGUGUCUAUAUGUGACUUGAAGGUGUUACGGCCACAUACGUUUGGGGGCAUGCUUCGGCUGAACAGGUUACAUAUGGUUCAAUGUUACUUGGAGGAAAUUCCGUCUGGUCUGUUUCUAGAUCCGACAACAGACGGUGUCCCUGACAAAGGCAUCACACCCUUCCGGCUGUUUUUUUCUCAAAAUAAACUACGACGGGUCUCUCCGGGUGCGUUGAAGGGAGUGAAAGAAGUUUACGACCUAGCAUUGGAUAGAAACGAGCUCACCUUUAUCCCAAUAUUUGAACAUUCGAUAAGUAUCGGAAAGUAUGGACUAGCCAGGAACAAACUCAGUUCUGAAGGCCUUCCAGAGGAUGCGUUUUGCAACAUAACAGCAAUGCAUUAUCUGGAUUUGUCGUCCAAUCGACUGACUUGUAUUCCAACUGGACUUUUCCGGUCGCAGACUGGGCUCCGAUAUAUCUACUUACAUCGGAACAAAAUCAGUGUCCUGCAUGCUAAGGUGUUUGCGGGACUUUAUCAGCUUAAAGAACUGUUUAUAUUUGACAACCCAAUCACUGAACUAGUGGACUGGCUGUUUUAUGAUACCGCCUUGAUAAAUCUGUACAUUUUUCAGACCAAACUUUCGUCGAUAGGGGAGCGGCCAUUUGCGACCGUGAACCACACUCUCCGACGUGUAUCAAUCUACGACAGUCACUUGAAGACCGUUUCCAAUUCUGUCUGGCAAGAUCUGGGGAACUCAUGUUAUGUAGCAAUCGACAACACUUUGAAGUUUGCGCCAUUCACAAAUAGAUCUGACCUCGAAAUCGAAUUAGUUGGUGAUGGAUUCGCCCAGCCACUACUGGUGACGCCUGACCAGGAAACGAUAUUUAGCGUCUCGGGAUUAACGUGUGUCCAAUCUGAUGCUGGGUAUUUGUGUACGCCCUGCCAACAGGGCACUUUCGGGGUCUCUUGGGGUGACAAAAGUUGUAUUGCAUGCCCUCCAGGGGGCUUUUUCCAAAUCAAGACGGGGCAAGUGGCUGACCCCUCUGAAGGUAUCAACUGUCAGAGAUGCAACAAUGGCACCUACGUAACGCCCGAGGCGCACCCUGGUAUCAGUCCUGCAAAUUGCACGGUGUGUCCUACAGGUACCAAUAAAAACCUUCACGCUGGCUUCCGCGCCUGUCCCUGUCUGGAUGGUUUCUACCGUACCGACCGGUUCGGUGAAUGCCAUCCGUGUCCAACCGAAGGAGUCAACUGCUCAGAAGAGUACCAACACCUCCUGUCUGGCUUCUGGUGGACCUGGGACUGGGGUUUAUCGGAUGACAACUACCUAUCCUACGAGCGAUUCGUCCAAAAUGUGCGCACUGAAGAUUCCAGAUAUGACAACACAAGCAAGAGGUUUGGGGGUGUGUUACCCAAGGUGCAAAAAUGUCCUCGCAGUGAGUCAUGCGUGAAUGCUGUGCUGGGUGGUAUCAAGGCAGAAUGCGAGGAAGGCUACACGGGUUGGCUUUGCUCCCAAUGCAGUCUUUACUAUUACCCUUGGUUUGAUCACUGCUUCGAGUGUCCCGAAUGGUGGUGGUUCCUGCUUGAAGUCAUUGCUGUAUGCGUGGUCAUUGCUCUGAUUGUCAUCAUCAUAGCUUGGCAGGCACGUAAGGUCCAAAGAAGCGGUCGGUCUGCCGUCAGCAUGCUGCUUGCUCGAGGGAAGAUCCUACUGGGUUUCUACCAGGUCAUGGGGGAGAUAUUCUCAGCGCUGGAUGACAUUGCCUGGCCGAAUAUAUUAACAAGCGUUGGAUCCAUCUUUAGACUGUUGGAGGUGAACAUCAUGCGACUGUUUAUCAGUCCCAGGUGCUAUUUCCCCAACUUCACUUAUCCUAAUAUUUACAUUGAGUUCCUGGUAGGCAUUGUAUUUGUGGUGUUCGUUCUGCUCGCCGCCUGGUGUUUUUACAGCUCCAAGAUGUGUUACUUGAAAGCAAAGAAAACUCCUUGUGCGGAGCGAAAAGCUCUUCUGUCGCAGACCAAGCAGAGGUGUUACAUGUUUGUGGUGAUACUGCUCUUUAUUUCCUACCCCAGCCUGUCUAGUGUUAUCCUCACAUUAUUACCCUCUGGGUGUCACCUCUUCUACGUUGACGAAAAAGACACCCUCAAUGUGACCAGACUUCGAGCCGAUUAUUCGAUCGAUUGCCAAACGCAGCAGCAUGUUCAUUUCAACUACGCAGCUGAGGCCUCCCUCUUCUACGUUGUUGGGUUUCCCUUGGUGUUGUUUCUCCUCUUGUGGUGGAAUGUCAGAAAACGGAAGAAGACCGGGGCUGUCGGUGGUAGACGGGAAAGUGAGGAUCAGCCUUUGCUGGAUGAUGCUAGUCAAUGUCGUUUGGAUGCCGGUUAUGUCGCCAGUUGCAGAAACGAGGUGGCUUGUGAGACAGAUGAUGAACUUCUCCUACACUCGGACCCGCCAGUCCAGGCUGUAUUCAAUUGGGAGAGUUUCCUGUGCGAGAAUUACAAGCCAAGGUUCUGGUACUGGGAGAUUCUGGAGCUGGCCCGAAAGAUUGUCCAGACGCUGUUUGUGCUGCUGUACGGGCCUGACGAUCAUUUUACCAUGUUCGCCACCAUAGUCAUAUCGGUGGUCUUUCUGCUCCUGCACGCUUACGUGAAACCCAUGAAGGAUGCUGUAGAGCAUCGUCUGCAGAUGUGCUCGCUUGGUACCAUCUUCCUGAACCUGUUGGCUGCGUCGCUGCUUCUGUUGCCGAGCGAGGAUGCUCAAUCAAGCCAAAACAGAAAGGAGGUCCUCUCUGUUGUUCUUGUCCUAAUGAACCUCAGCGUCAUCGUUUUUGUCAUUGCUAGCUUGGUCUGGACCGGAGUAAAGGCUCUAUGGCGUCAUGGAUGCUUGCGUAGCUUAGGAUCGUGCAUCGCUGGGGCGUGGGGCUGGUGCAGUCGACCCCUUCAUCGUGGCUUAGAGCUGACUAACCAUCGUGGCUUAGAGCUCGACUAAUCAACAGCAGUUGAUAGUAAUUCCUCAAGAAAAGUUUCGUAGUUUGAUGUUAUCGAUUAAAAAGAAAUGAUGUAGUCUUUAUACCCCGAUGCCACAGAGAGUAUGUUUAUAGCUUGGCUUUGUAAAGGUCAUUUAUUUGUGUACAUUUGUUUCUGAUUUGCUUUCUUUUUUCUGAAAUUAAUGUUUUGCAUGUAAAUUCAUUAUCAAGUUUUAAAUUCACCAAGUAAGAUUAGAACGACAGAUUAAGCUUGAAUGGAUAACUGUGCCUGGUACAGCACCGGCACCCCGUCAUCAGCGAAUUAUCACAUUAUCACUUUGCAAAAUCGUGUUUUACAAUGUGGCGUCGGCAAAAACAAAAACACUCCAUGGAAAAAAAUGGACGCCGUAUACCAACCUACAAACAUGCAAGCCUCUAUGCAUUGUCUGCAAAACAAAGAAAUAAAUGAGGCCUUACUUUUAAUACUGAGGCCUUAUUAAAUGACAGUGGUCAUUCUAAAAUAUUAAUAUCGUAACGCUUCUUGCUUGCGAUAAGAUUACACGUCUAUGAGUUCAGCCAAUCAAAGGCUAAGUUUGUCACUUGCAGUAAAAUUGACCAAUCACGAGCCACUGACGUGGCAUGAGGUCCAAUUCUACCAAAUUCUGUCCAGGUACUGUCAAAUUCCAUCCCUG